This is a messenger RNA of Metschnikowia bicuspidata var. bicuspidata NRRL YB-4993, 204 nucleotides long. RefSeq names its product 40S ribosomal protein eS28 (gene RPS28B). The transcript has a single exon. NCBI's taxonomy places the organism in Eukaryota, Fungi, Ascomycota, Pichiomycetes, Serinales, Metschnikowiaceae. The record is from RefSeq and is a predicted model, not a curated record. The annotation marks the transcript as partial. Gene Ontology annotation, cellular component: cytosolic small ribosomal subunit; ribosome. Gene Ontology annotation, molecular function: structural constituent of ribosome. Gene Ontology annotation, biological process: ribosomal small subunit assembly; maturation of SSU-rRNA; translation.
CAGGACACUAAGACUCCAGUUACUCUUGCUAAGGUUAUCAAGGUUUUGGGCAGAACCGGCUCCAGAGGUGGUGUCACCCAAGUCAGAGUUGAGUUCUUGGAGGACGCCUCCAGAACCAUCGUCAGAAACGUCAAGGGCCCAGUCAGAGAAAACGACAUCUUGUGCUUGAUGGAGUCUGAGCGUGAGGCCAGAAGAUUGCGUUAA